GUUGACGCUUUCGUCCCGGCCCGAGACAGCCGCUCAUCGUCGUUUUGUUCCUCUCUGGGUGAAAGUUUGGACGUGGUUUAUUUGCGUGGAUACAGACAUGGCAGCGGCAGAAGGCAUGCCCAAGUGGGAGAGGACAGUGCGCGUGUUUUUGUGCGUCUUCGGUUUGAUUUUGUCAGUUUACGCGCUUCACGUGGAAUUGUCCCGCGAGCACGACCCAGACUACAGAGCGAUGUGCGACUUGGGAGAGUCUGUCAGCUGCUCCAAAGUUUUCACAUCCAGAUGGGGACGUGGUUUUGGCUUGGUCCAGUUCUUUGUUGCCCAAGAUAGCCCUCUGAACCAGCCCAACAGUGUUCUUGGAAUUCUAUUUUACACGCUGCAGCUAGGCCUGGGUCUAACCCUGUCCAAAAAGGCCGCUCUGUUCUUGGUGUUGUCCUCCUGGGUGUCGGUGGCCGGCUCGCUCUACCUCGCCUCCAUUCUGGCUUUUGUCCUGGGAGAUUUUUGCAUGGUCUGCGUGUCAACAUACAUCGUCAACUUUGCCUUGCUCUACACCAACCUCAAGCGAAGGAGCGCCAUCGAAGGGAAGAAGGAGAAGGCAGGAUAAUAAUCAUUCCAAAAAAACAAGUGUUUCAUUCUACACCCCCUCCCCUUCUCUCCCUCCCUCCUGGCCAGAAGCAGCAACAUUGGUGUGACUGCUUUGUUUACCCCCGUUGAGACUUUUUUUUUUUUUUUAAACAAAAAACAGGAUUCAUCUCACUUUUUUUGGUAUUCAGUCAGCUGUUUUUAACUUAAUUGUUGCCUGUCCUCGUACAAUUGAUAAUAUAGUGGUGAAUAAUAAAGUUGACAGAUGUUACUGUGA
This is a messenger RNA of Hippocampus comes (tiger tail seahorse), 856 nucleotides long. It is a transcript of the gene vkorc1, whose product is annotated as vitamin K epoxide reductase complex, subunit 1. The transcript is spliced from 3 exons. Lineage: Eukaryota; Metazoa; Chordata; Actinopteri; Syngnathiformes; Syngnathidae. Gene Ontology annotation, biological process: vitamin K metabolic process; blood coagulation; peptidyl-glutamic acid carboxylation. Gene Ontology annotation, molecular function: vitamin-K-epoxide reductase (warfarin-sensitive) activity. Bases 98 to 601 code for a protein of 167 amino acids. The record is from RefSeq and is a predicted model, not a curated record.